Fusarium coffeatum is the source of this 2643-nucleotide messenger RNA. RefSeq lists its product as uncharacterized. Lineage: Eukaryota; Fungi; Ascomycota; Sordariomycetes; Hypocreales; Nectriaceae. The transcript has a single exon. The record is from RefSeq and is a predicted model, not a curated record. The coding region runs from base 1 to 2643 and encodes 880 amino acids.
AUGCAGACCCAAACCCAGCCUCAAGGGCGCGCUCGCUCAAAUAGCUUGCAGCAAAUGCUCGACUUGGAAAAGAAGCUCAAUGUAAGCUUACAAGCGAUCACUCACCAAAAGGAUUUCCCUGACUUUGAACAGUUUCAACGGACUCACCAAGGCUCUGUGCCGCCUUCUCCGCCAUGCACUGAUAGCGGUAGUUCUGUUCCUCCUAGUCCUGGCCACACUCCUCGUCGAUUCGAGUUGGUCACAAAGGACAAGAAAGUGCCACCGCCUGUUCGAAAUUACUCUGCUGUUCCUCCGCCGCUCUUUUCAGCGCAUUCAGAUCCUGUGCGAUCAGCUUCGCCAAACAUGAUUCCUAGGAAACCUGUCGGCCAAGGCAUGUCUCGACCAUCUUCAAACGAACAGCUCAAGGAAAAAGACGACAAGCCUGCUCAAAAGACAGUAGCCUUUUGUUUUCCCCCAGACAUGGAAGAGAAGCGCUCGAUGUGCCAAUCACCUACCUGGGAGGCUUACAAUCGUCAAAAGAAGGAGAAGAAGGAAGAAAAGCGCAAAGAGCUUGAAAAGAAAGAAGAAGAGAGACGAAAAGAAAAGGAGAAAGAACGCGAACAGACUAUGAACGCAGCUCUCGAAGAAGCAUGGAAGAACGCUCCCAAGCCCCGCGGUAGAAAACUGAGCAAGCCUAUGCCACCCUCUCCAGGCCGCAGCAACACCGAACCAAUCCCAAUCCCAACCCCAGUCCAACAAAAGCGAAGAUCGCGCUCGUCCAGUUUAUUAGGCUUCUCCAUUGGUAGAAACAAUGACGAUCCUGAAGAACCGAGACGCAGCCGCUCCAGCUCUCUCACAUCCAUCUUCCGCAAGUCCUUUGAGAUCAGGAGGGCUUCAUUUGACGAGACAAGCCCUACUGGAUUCCUGGGUGGUAACAAGCUUGAUAAGAAGAAAGAAGACUUUCACUUGAAGGUCAAGGAGGACCAAGCGAAGGGUGGUAGCAAGGUCCAUCCUGCUAUGCGAAAGACGUUCUUGGGCCAUGGCUCGUUUACGCCGCUGAAGGUGAAUCCUCAGACCAAGGAGGCUGAUGCGCAGAAACGAGCGUAUCCUCCUAUCUCGAUUAACACCUCUGGGGCGAGAGGUCAAUCGGUGAAAUCACCAAAGUCGCCGGGAAGGAGGGGUUCUGUCAAUAUCUACCUGUGGAGCGCUCGUGCGAGACGGGGUUCUGUCAGUGAUGACUGCGCGGUUGAUGAUACAGAGGAUGAGGGUGAGCAGAACAAGGCACAGACUCCUGACAGCGAGAUUCUAUACCACAAGGCUCAAGGCCUGACUCGAAGAGGUGGUCUUUACGUCAAGAAAGAUCAGAAUGGAGAAGCUGAGACGGAGGACAAGCCAGCAGUGCCUACACCACGCACUUCAAACCAAAGCCUGAAGCAAACUCCCACAGUCAACGUCCCCAGAGACUCUGACAACCCGCCCAAGCAAGACACCAUCACCGUAUCAAGACCACCAAUAGCAUCUGCCCAAUAUCCACCCCGAAAAUCAUCCAUCGCGUCAAAUCUAUCCAUUCCUCCCACACCACCUCGUCGAAGCUCAAAGAGACGCGGUUCACUCACCUUGUUAACCCGUCUCAACCACCAACCUUCUCCCGACGAAGCUUCCAAAGCAUCACGCAAGCAGAACCCACCGAGCAUCCGUUACGAACAGACGCAAGCCGGUGCGCGACCUAAACCCAUCACCACAGAAGCUGAUCCCGCGCCCACGAAAUGGACCCUUAAGGAGGCUGCCAGGAGUGCGUUCAGUAGAGGACAUUCUACUCAGGGAUCGAUUUCUUCGACGACGAGUUCGGCGUCAAAGUACAGUCAACCUUCGCCUCCUGUUGCUUCUGGACCAUUCCCACCAAGGACUGAUUCGAGGGGUUGGGGAACGGCGAAUAGUGCGCCUAUUCGUACUCAGCACGUUCACGUCCCCAAACAUGUGACUCCGCCAGCGUCCUGUUCACCAACAGGUCGCAGACCCAUGACCAGCUCAUCCGAAUCCUCCUAUUCUGAUGCGAUUCAGUCUAUCUCACCGUUGAGCACACCACGCAGCACCCCUCCUCAAUCCGAGAUGGGUCACUCUCCCCAUAUCGCAUCCGCAAAGCCCACGAACUGGUCUUACACAAACUCCCCACGAAUGACACCCAGCUCAGACCUAGACAUCGACCCUAUCCAAGAAGCUGCCAACAGAGUAAUGGAAGCCUUCUCAAACGCCAAUCUCCGCAGCGUAACACCACGCAGCCCCAAACAAACCCCCUCACCCUCCCCAUCGCAUCCCCUCAAGCACAAAGACCGCAGCCUCCGAUCUCCCAUCCAGGGCCAUAGAGCGACCCUCUCAGAUCCGGAAGCUGGUAUAAAAACGCUCCGUCGGCAAUCCAACCUAGAACAUCUCAACCACGGCGAACCCUCAGCUAAGAUGUUUGUUGAAUGCUGCGCGUGCACGCGCUAUCAUGACAUGCCUAGCAAGUUAUACGAGGCCAUGUCCAACCCUGAUGAGGUGUUGAGCGCUGGGUAUGCGGGGAGUGUGAGCAUGACUGUCAAGUGUCCUUGGUGCAAGCAUGAGAUGAGCACCAAGUGCUGUGCGGGAUUCGCAGCUAUGGUGUACAUCAAGGAGCGCUUCCACUAA